Caenorhabditis sp. 36 PRJEB53466 is the source of this 1151-nucleotide messenger RNA. The record is from the annotation of a GenBank genome assembly. Lineage: Eukaryota; Metazoa; Nematoda; Chromadorea; Rhabditida; Rhabditidae.
AUGAUUUCACUUUUUAUUUUCUGUCUGUUCUGCUGGAAAACAGCGGCGCUCUCUUUUUGUAAGUUUUUGAACGCAAGUUCUAAUCAGAUUUGUCGCAGGCCGGGUUUCAGUUCUAAAAUUGAAGAAAAAGGUUUCUGAAUCUAAUGUUUUCCAAAAUCGGCUUGCAAAUCGUGGACCGUGGGCCGAUUUUUGACAGGUCUCUAGUUCAAAUGCAAAUAUUUUUGUUUUAGUGGAAACCGCAACAAAUGCGAUCGGCGAAUUCAAGUUUCCCACUUUUCCUGGUAAGGUUUUCUAAAACUAAUCUACUUGUACGUCAUAUUUCUCAGAUGCUGAUGAACAUGCGUGUUUCUCAACGGACUCGUGGAUGACAACUGAAACUGGCAAGAAACGAAUGGAUCAAAUUGCCAUUGGAGAUUUAGUCUUGACUUCCAAUUUGACCGCCGUAAGUGCAUAAUUUUUGAAUUCCAUCAACCUUUUUUACGUUUUUUUCAGACAUAUUACACUCCAAUUAUAACGUGGAUGCACCGAGAGCCCGAGAAAAGAUACAACUUUUAUACGAUUAUGACAGAGUACGGAAAAAUGUUGGCAGUCAGUGGAAAACACCUUGUUUAUCGGAAUCUUUGCGAUGGUACUUACAUACCUAACCUUUUUUGGUGACUUUUAUUUUCAGAAAACUACAUGGAAUAUGUGAAAUAUACGCCGAAAGGUCGUGACGUCGUUUUUGCGGAAGAGCUCAAAGUCGGAGAUUGUCUCGUGCUGCUCUACGGGGUACUAAAUACAUUCUCCUUUAUCUGCUUCUGUACUGUCAGUUAACAUCUUGUUUUAGGGAAAAUAUCGCCAACAACGAGUGAUGCGCAUUUCCAUAACUGAACGAACGGGAAUUUUCGCGCCAAUCACAGAAAAUGGGAGAAUAAUCGUGAACGACAUAAUUGUGUCCGUCUACAGCGGAAUCAAGCAUACCCGCUUCCAAAACCAAUACUAUGCGGCCGUGGCUAAUAUCCAAAGUUGGCUGCGAAUAUUCGGGGACACGAUUUUCCAUAAAGUAUGUUCCUCGCAGUAGGUGAAGUGGAUGUCGAUGUUAUUACUUUUAGGCCACAAUACCAAUCGGAUCCGCUUUGGCUUCUGAUGUUCUUCGUUUGGUAAUGCCAUAA